CUCCGACUGGCAGGCCCUUUCCCUAGGAAAGCCGGCUGGAAAGGAUAUUUCUAUCCAAUCGAUGCCGCAGUAAAAGGAAUCCUAUUGUUGUUAGCCUAUGAAAUAGUGGGGAGGGCGAGAACGGGGCGGUACUUAGUUCAAACAAGCGCUGUCAUUAGCGGGUUCACUAUCAACCGGUUCUAGACCAGGAAGGGUUUGUUGGUAACCAGUGGCGGCAAGAUGGCGUCUCUGGAUCGAGUGAAGGUUCUGGUUUUGGGGGAUUCAGGUGUUGGGAAAUCUUCACUUGUUCAUCUUUUGUGUCAGAAUCAGGUGUUGGGAAAUCCGUCUUGGACCGUGGGCUGCUCAGUGGAUGUCCGAGUUCAUGACUAUAAGGAAGGAACACCAGAAGAAAAGACCUUCUAUAUUGAAUUAUGGGAUGUUGGAGGGUCAGUGGGUGGUGCCAGCAGCGUGAAAAGCACACGAGCAGUGUUCUUCAACUCUGUAAAUGGCAUUAUUCUAGUCCAUGACUUAACAAAUAAGAAGUCAUCUCAGAAUUUGUAUCGUUGGUCUUUAGAAGCUGUCAAUAAGGAUUUGGUUCCAAGUGGAGUCUUAGUUACCAAUGGGGAUUACGACCGAGAACAAUUUGCAGAAAACCAAAUCCCCCUGUUGGUAAUAGGAACAAAACUGGACCAGAUCCAUGAAACUAAGCGCAAUGAAGUUCUAACUAGAAUUGCUUUCUUGGCUGAAGAUUUCAAUGCAGAAGAGAUUAAUUUGGACUGCACGAAUCCACGAUACCUUGCUGCAGGAUCUUCCAAUGCUGUCAAGCUGAGUAGAUUUUUUGAUAAGGUUAUUGAGAAGAGAUACUUUAUUCGAGAUGGUAGCCAGAUUGUUGGCUUUCCCGACCGAAAAAGAUUUGGUGCAGGAAUUGUAAAGAACCUUCAUUAUGACUGAAAUAUACUCACCCUUUUAAAGAACAAACAGGAAGAAAACAGAUUUUCUCCUCCUCAUGGGCUCUGGGGACAAAUAUAUAUUGGCUAUUUAGAAUAUC
Molecule: messenger RNA, 1027 nt
Organism: Gracilinanus agilis (Agile Gracile Mouse Opossum)
Lineage: Eukaryota; Metazoa; Chordata; Mammalia; Didelphimorphia; Didelphidae
Gene: RABL3
Product: RAB, member of RAS oncogene family like 3
Exons: 8
Coding region: 220-930 (236 amino acids)
Biological process (GO): intracellular protein transport
Cellular component (GO): endomembrane system
Molecular function (GO): GTPase activity
Source: RefSeq, a predicted model, not a curated record